This is a messenger RNA of Paramecium octaurelia, 1602 nucleotides long. NCBI's taxonomy places the organism in Eukaryota, Ciliophora, Oligohymenophorea, Peniculida, Parameciidae. The record is from the annotation of a GenBank genome assembly.
AUGUCAUUGUUAUUCUUGCUCUAACUGUUCUCAUUAUACAAUUGCAUUCGAUUUUCAUAGACCUACUCUUAUUUCGAUUCGAUUGAUAAAUUAGAUCAAAUAACUGAUAUCUUGUAACGAGGAAAUCCUUGCAACUUAGAAGCUUUAAACGCAUGUGCCUUGAAAUUAUAUAUGCUCAAUAAUGAUGUUUAUGCUAUUAGCAAUCUGGGCUACUUCCAUUUAUUUGGUUUCCCAGAGAAUCGAGGAGAUGAACAUUUGCAUUUUUGUCAGGAAUUUGGAGGGUUUUCAGUUCCACUCCUGAAAUAGAAUGAAAGUUUAGCUUACAAUUAUUUUAAAUUAAGCAAUAGAUAGGAAGUUUAGGUUUAUAUUGCCUUCAUGGAUUGGAUGAACUUUAAGAGAGGUGGACCAGUGCCUAGAAGCAUUAGAAAAUUAAAGAAUCUGGAUUAUACAUUAGCGAAAUUGGCUUACUUCAAUUACCAAUAUAAUUGUCAUCGAUUCAGAAAUAUACCUGAAUUAGAACUGAGUUAAAGAUUUGACGAAAUGUUUGGUGAAGCUGAUUGUCAAUAAUGUGAUUAAUUGAUGUUGAUUGGAUAUCAAAUAGGUGAGGCAGAAUUAUAGUAUUUUCACGAGGUGAUACCUAAGAUCGAAUUGACUCAUGAAGACUUUUUGCUUAUAGAGCAGUAGGCAAAUAAUGGAGAUCCAUAAGCAUAACUUCAAUUAGCAUAUUAAUUCUACGCUGGAAAUGAGGAAUUGGGAAUAAAUAGAGAUGUAAAUCAAGCCAUGAAUAUUUUCUCAAAUAUGACCUUGAGUGGAGAGUCAUUGCAUAAUCAAGCACUCUUACAUGUGAUGAAAGGUGAAUACUAGCAAGCUUAGAUUUUACUCUAAUAGGCAAUCGAGCUAUUUUAGAUGCCUGAUUCUUACAAUCUAUUGGGUUAUAUGUACUUAUAGGGUCUGGGAGUAGAAGAAGAUUUUAGGAUGGCUUAGUCUCUCUUUUAAUAGGCUGUGGAUAGGGGGUUUGAUGGAGCUGCAGUCACUCUUGGAAUAAUGAAAAUGAAUAGAAAUGUGACUGAAGGAGUUGAGUUGUUGUUGAAUCAUACUGAAUACAAUGCUAGAUGGGCUCUGAUCUAAGCUUAUGUAAGUUUUUAGAAAGUCUUGGAUAAUCAAUUUGGAUGUCAAAGAUUUUUGAAUGUCACGAGAGAGUUCAUUAAAUAAAUUAUGUAUCCAAUAAUGCAGAAUGAGAAACCAUUGCCAGAGGAUCCAAAAUCAUAAUACAUAAUGAAAUAAUUCUGGGCAUUUUUAGGAAUUAUUGAGCCGAUAGAUUUAGAAGAACAAGUUAUUUAUAGAGUUGAAGGAGCUGCCACAGCACUUGCUCAUGACUUAACUGAUGAGGAAUUAAAGAAGAAGUUCUAUCAAUCGGAUCUCUAACCAGAAAGCUAUAUAUCACUCUCACAAAUUGAGUUUGCAUAAGGAAAUGCCACUCAAGCACAAUAUUGGGUUGAUCAAUUGAUAAGACAAUGCAUUGAAGGCAAAUAUGAGAUGGACGCCUUGUUUGUUGCUUAUACAUGGAAAGCUUGGAUCACUUUGGUGAAUAUUUUUUAUUGA